UAAUAAUUUGGUAUCCGUGUGCGUUAACGCGAAUAUAACCAUAGUAUCCGCAUACUUAUGCGUGCCUGUGACCGAGGGCAAGUGAAAUCACCAAAUUUAGCUAAUGAAUAAAAGUAAAACUGUGCAGAAAAGUUUCACGGCUCAGCAGAAAGCUAAAGCAAAAGUUAGCAAGAAAUUUCCAUUUCAACGCAGCAAACACUUCCACUUCCAGUUCCACUUCCUGCUCCACACCCACAUACACAGCCGCUUCCUGCUCCAUUACCUGCCCCACACGCCUACCGUCCCCACACACGUCCCACAGUCGAAUAGCAACGGCAGCUAAAUGACUAACUUCAUAUUCAGCUACAGCUCCAGCUCCAGCUCCAGCUCCAGCUCGAGCUCCAGCUUCAGCUUGGGCUGGCUGCUAACCACGCUCCUGCCACUGCUCUGGCUGCCAGAUGAGGCCAGCGCCCGCAUUGGCUACUUCUGGCACAUCAGCGACCUGCAUCUGGACACAUUUUACUCCACGCAGGGCGACAUAUACAAGAGCUGCUGGCAACUGCCGCACACGGCCGCCUCCCCCGCUGGCGGGCGGCAGGAGACGGCAACGGAGUCGCCGGGCCCCUUCGGCCACUACAAUUGCGACAGUCCCUGGAGCCUGGUCGAGUCGGCGGUGAAGACCAUGAAGGCCAAGCAGGGCGACAACGUGGAGUUUGUCCUGUGGACGGGCGAUGCACUCUCGCACUCCGCCCAGGCCCUCUCCGAACAGAAGCAGCUCGAAACCUUGCGCAACAUCACAGAGCUGCUGGGACGCAGCUUCUCCUCGCCCUUCAUCUUCCCAGUGCUCGGCCACGAGGACGGCAGCAGCGGCCUGCACAAGUACAAGCAAAUGGGCGAGCUCUGGCGCCACUGGCUACCCACCGACGCGCUCGUCACCUUCGAGCUGGGCGGCUACUACUCCAUCGAGCAGACCAGAAGCCGCCUACGCAUCGUCGCCCUCAACACGAACUUCAUGCGAUACGACUACGAGACGGAGGUUAAGCCGGCACACAGCUUGCGCUGGCCCGCCGAAUACGCCGUGGAGCCGAAGGCUUCGAGUCGCACCAUGUCUAUCCAGGAUCAGCUGCAGGAUCAACUGCAGGCCGAGCAGCAGUGGCUGUGGUUGGAUGAGGUGCUGGCCAAGUCCAGGGACAAACAGGAGACGGUCUACAUAGUGGGUCACAUGCCGCCGGGCGUUGAUGAGCGGAACAUGGGGCCGCAGCACAAUGGCCAGCUGAUCUUUACGGAGCGAAACAAUCAACGCUAUCUGGAGCUGGUGCGCAGAUAUGCGUCUGUCAUACAGGGCCAGUUCUUUGGGCAUCUGCACUCGGACACCUUCCGGCUGAUCUACGACGAUCAAGGCACGCCCAUCUCCUGGCUGAUGAUAGCGCCGUCGGUGGUGCCGCGCAAGGAGGGCCUCGGUGGCUCCAACAAUCCAGCAUUGCGGCUCUACAAGUUCGACACGGGCAGCGGCCAGGUGCUGGACUACACGCAGUACUUUCUCGACCUGCCGCUGGCCAAUCGCGCCCACGAGCCGCUCUGGCAGCCCGAGUACAACCUGACGCACUACUAUGCUCUGGCCGAGAUCUCGUCGAUUGCGCUGCACAACUUCGCGGAGCGCUUCACGGGCAGAGAUGCCUCCUGGUUCAGCAGAUAUCAUCGCGCCAAUGCUGUCCGAUAUCAGUCCGGCUCGCCCUGCCUGGGCCUGUGCAUGCUCAAUCACUAUUGCGCCAUCACGCGGCUGGACUACGACGAGUUCCGACUGUGCCUGGAGUCGGAGCAGCUGCCGCUGCAGAGCGGCUCAUCGCUGGCCGAACUCUGCUCUGGCUGCUUGGCCCUCGCACUGCUGCUCCUGGCACGGCAUGCAACCACCCAGCGAAUUUACAAAUGAACGAUAUACGAGUUUAGCCAGUUCAAAUGGGAAACCCAAAAAUAAAAGAAAAUAAAAGUAAAUCAAAUAAAUUUAAGCUUGAUGCAGGCGCCACUCCUCCUAAACGAAAUAAACGCGCUAUUCAAAACUCUUAACCAAUGCUGUCAGUGUAAUGUGUAAGUGUCUGUGUAUGUGUGUUUGAGUGUGAG
Molecule: messenger RNA, 2097 nt
Organism: Drosophila mojavensis
Lineage: Eukaryota; Metazoa; Arthropoda; Insecta; Diptera; Drosophilidae
Product: acid sphingomyelinase-like phosphodiesterase 3b
Exons: 6
Coding region: 323-1909 (528 amino acids)
Molecular function (GO): hydrolase activity
Source: RefSeq, a predicted model, not a curated record